CAAUCUUUCUCUACAACUACUCGACACCUCAUUAGGACAUCGCAAGUCUCAUAUCCCGAUUUUAUCAGAAUCAUGUUCAUCUUAAAUUGGUUUUGGGACGUCCUCGCUCAACUCGGACUCACGAGUAAAUCUGCCAAACUCCUCUUUCUCGGUCUCGACAAUGCGGGUAAAACUACCCUUUUGCAUAUGCUCAAAAAUGAUCGAUUGGCAACUUUACAACCCACCCUUCAUCCCACAUCCGAGGAAUUGUCAAUUGGCAAUGUCAGAUUCACAACCUUUGAUCUAGGAGGUCACAUGCAAGCACGUCGACUAUGGCGAGAUUAUUUCCCAGAGGUGGACGGAAUAGUCUUUUUGGUCGAUAGCGCGGAUACGGAACGAUUUGCCGAGAGUAAAGCGGAGCUGGAUGCUUUGUUAUCAAUCGAAUCACUCGCUAUGGUUCCUUUCCUCAUUCUGGGCAAUAAGAUCGAUGCCAUGGGUGCCGUAUCUGAAGAAGAGUUAAGACAUCAACUGGGUUUGUAUACCACUACCGGAAAGGGCAAAAUACCUCUCCGUGAUAUCCGUCCCAUCGAAGUGUUCAUGUGUUCCGUCGUCAUGCGUCAAGGUUAUGGUGAAGGAUUCAGGUGGUUAUCACAAUACAUCUGAUCAAUUUUGUGAAUAUGAGAUGUGAGAAUUUGGUCAGUAGGUCGGCCGCGGCCAAUGGAAUGGAGAGGUAUGAUACGAAGUAAGAUGAUCACCUGUCAUAGACCACGACCGGGGUCAUGUAUAAUGAAAAUAUAUGAGUG
Molecule: messenger RNA, 782 nt
Organism: Tremella mesenterica DSM 1558
Lineage: Eukaryota; Fungi; Basidiomycota; Tremellomycetes; Tremellales; Tremellaceae
Exons: 8
Coding region: 73-642 (189 amino acids)
Biological process (GO): membrane organization; intracellular protein transport; endoplasmic reticulum to Golgi vesicle-mediated transport
Cellular component (GO): COPII vesicle coat; endoplasmic reticulum exit site
Molecular function (GO): GTPase activity; GTP binding
Source: RefSeq, a predicted model, not a curated record